This is a messenger RNA of Triplophysa rosa, 3243 nucleotides long. RefSeq lists its product as uncharacterized. The record is from RefSeq and is a predicted model, not a curated record. The transcript has 4 exons. Lineage: Eukaryota; Metazoa; Chordata; Actinopteri; Cypriniformes; Nemacheilidae. Gene Ontology annotation, cellular component: nucleus. The coding region runs from base 936 to 2231 and encodes 431 amino acids.
UGUACAACGUGAAUAACAAAAAACCAUAACAUAAUAUAAAUACAUUGUCACACAAUAAGAAUGCUCAAUUUUGACAUAAAUGUCAGAUAGAACCUUGUAAUUGUACAUAUACAUUAUUUUUGAAAUUUUCCCACAUGUUUCUACUAUUUUAAAUAACGAACUAUUGGUGUUCUACAAAAAUCUUUGCGUCUGUUUCAUCGUUGUUUGUAGCCUAACCUUACGACAAAACUGUAUUCACUAAAAUCUCUUAGUCUUAAUUCAAUUGAAUUCCAGCAGUCGUCGUUGAGCCGUUUAAAAACAGAGUUGCCACACACUUUGAGCUCACCGCCUCGUGGUCACGUGGUUCAUAGAGCGUGCAACAGUUAAACAAAAUCCGUGUUGUCAACCUAUUUGAAUGGAUUAAAGCGGGACAGACAACAGCAACUAUAUGUGCAUGAAUUUUGCUAAAUAUAUUAGCACAUUUUGUACACUGAAUACGAUACGAUUUAUUUUUUACGUUUUGUUACCUGUGCCUUGUCACUUUUUUAACCUGUAUGUGCACUGGAAGCUUCUGUCACUAAGACAAAUUCCUUGUGUGUCCAAGCACACUUGGCAAUUAAAGCUCUUUCUGAUUCUGAUAUUGGCUACAUUUAUAGCAGCAUUUUGUCUGGGGAGUAAUAUGAAUAUAAUAUCUUUAAAUAUAAGAACUAUGAAUACAAGAUAUGUCCGCCAACUUGUUCAAAUGUACGUUGAAAUGAAUGGGCUUGAGUGCAGUGUUUGGAACUAUUGGUCACUCCAUGACACGAGUUACUUCCGCAUUCCAUUCUUCCAACGGAUGUGUAUGCGUGUGUCGUAACUCUGUUUUUCAACGGCUCUGACAAAUACCCAUUCUAAACCGCCUGCGCAGUUAAAGCCCGCCCACGUAAGAACCCACGUGUGAUGGUGAUCGCCGGUCUAUGCACAGUCUAUUCCCACGAGGAAACUCGUGCUUUUCAAACAGGCGAGCGUGCGAUGAUCCGCUUCUGUUUGCGUUGAUUUACUGUAUUGAGCUCAUACAGACAUCGGCGUUCGGGUGCUUUAAACUGAGAAUUGUGGCAGAAAUGUCGCACUGUUCUUUCCAGACGCAGUUCGCGUCCAUCAUGGAUCUUCUGGCGGAAGCGGCACUAGCAGAAAUCCACCGGCGCGUGGACGACAGAUGCGCGCUCGCGCGGAAGGACAUUGACGCUUUGAAGAGGAAAUGCGUCAUGAUGGAGAUCGAGCUGAGGAGGGUCAAAGGUCGAUGCAGAAAGAGAGUUUGGAUCAGUGGAACAUCAGAUCGCUGUCCUACGUCACUCAAGAGCGGCCGGGUCAUCACGAGUCAACAACAUCCACCGAAUCCACAACACAUUCACAACAUCCGAGAGGUGGUUGGGGUUCUGGAUGAUGACAUCAGAAGUCCAGAGAUCAAAGAAGAACGAGACGACGAGAGAGAUGUUGUUGCAUUUGUUCAUGAGCAGCAGAAUGUUCAGGGCAUCCCACCUCAGGAGAACACGGCGAGUCCAGAAGCUCCGUCCGAAGAUCCAGAGGUCCAAAACUCACCGUUUCUACGCACGGGGACGUACACCCAACCGCCUGAGCAGCUGAAACACGAGGAAGAGUGUCUGAGACUCCAAGUGAAAGUGAAAGAAGAUUUUCAAGAGGAGGAGGAGACUUCCAGAGAUCCUCUGAGGUACGCCCCGCUGUGGCCAUCGGUGCCAGAAGCAACUCGUCGUUCACCAAACUCGCCUGUCCUGUCACAAACCCACAGAAAUCAUCAGCAUCCCACUGAGAGAGCACAGAAGUCUAUACAGGUCAGUGCUAAAGAGCCGAACGCGAGCGCCUGGCGUCGUGAGGUCACGCAGGAUCCGGGUCACCAACCAAACGUGUCCACAAACACGUUUCCAGCGGUUCGCGGGACGCCCGGUGACGUGCGCAGGAUUCGAACUCGCCGCCGCUCGACGGUGGACGCAGUACAACGGUUUAGCUGCUCGUUCUGCGCCAAGACUUUCAAGAGAUGCGAUCAGCUGAAGGAACAUCUGCGCAGUCACACGGGCGAGAAACCGUUCGUGUGCGUCCAGUGCGGCCACAGCUUCACCAAACACAGCAACUUAACUCGACAUGCGGUGGUGCACAGCGGCGAGAAGCCCUUCCAAUGCCUGCGGUGUGGAAAAUGCUUCACACGGCGCUGCAAUCUGACGUCACAUCAGAGGAUCCAUUCAGGGAACAUCACGUGAAGUUCUAAACGUACAUUCCUAGCCAUUAUGGUGGUUUUUCUUGACAUAUUAUUGACUUUUCUUAUAUUCUAAAUAUAUUACUGAGUUUUCUUAUAUAAAGAAUACAUUUAAAGGUAGUUAUAGAGUUCAUGUACUUCUCUGAUCUUAACGAGGGCUAUGGGUCUCAUGUAUGAGUUCGGACACUUGAACACCUGCGUACACACCAACUUACACUAAACAAUGAGCUCAUUUUUAAUAAAACCACACACUUUUGUAGAGGAGUUUAAUUUAUCACAUACAGCCAAGGACGCUGGGGUGCUCAUUAUCGUGCUAAUUUCAUUUUUCACGAGUUCAUUUUUAAUAAAACCAAUGUUAAAUCAUGUAUCGUCCGAAAGCCCCCGGAAAGGUGUCAAGAUAAAGAGCACAUGCGUAUGUGUUGAUUGACAGGCGCUCCCUACGAUUAGAUCCUAAUAUGGUAGGCCGGAAAUAUAACUGUAACGUGAAAUGUAACUGUAGCGAGUGAUAAGGGGGUGGACUAAUAAAAAUAAGUGAUGUCAUGUAAAACCUGAUUGGGAGAAGAUGAUGUCAGGUAAAGCAUGAUUGGUUUGAACUGUGAUGACGACUUGAGAACAGUGUAUAAAAGAUGGAGUCAGACAUGUAUUCGUUGGACAUCAUCAGAUGAACUCUGUGUGGCUCUCUUUGAUUGCUCGAGCAAAUAACGAUUGAAAACUCUUGAAACCUGGCUCUCUGGUCUUCGUGAAUUCUUUCUACAUUGGCUGAUCGACUUUUCGCCACGACACCGUCAUCGUCGUCGUGAGAUCAAAACAUUUAUUUCAAUGAGACUGAAUGGACAAAAUGUCAUUUUCAUCCUCGCUGAAAGGCAUGAAUAUGUUGCCAGUGUUACAAUGACUGGAGCGGCAUUUCUCAUUUUACUUUCCGCUUGUGUUUUGGCUCCAGGUUGCAUUGGAUGUGUGUGUUAUGUUUGUAAUUCAUUCAUUUAUGGUUUGUCUGCGUGGAUGAAUUAAACGAAAAC